AGAGCCGGCGCCGGCGCGUCCACGUGUGCAUGAGGGGCGGGGGCGGCGCCGUCUUCUUAGUCAGCGGCAUCGGCCGGCUCGGGGCCUUUGCUCUCGCUCUCCUCGCCUUCCGCCGCCUUCCCCCUUCUGCCUCCGGAGCGACCAUGGCGGCGUCCCUGAGCGAGGAGACGGCGCGGCUGGUGGGCGACUACUUGGCGCACCGCCUGGGCGUCGCGGGGCGGCCUCCGAGCCGGGCGGCGGAGACGCUGCGCCGGGUGGCGGACGAGCUGGAGCGGCGGGAGCGGUCCUUCUUCCGGAGCGCGGCGAGCGGGGCGCUGCAGGAGGCGGGCGGCGAGGAAGCGGAGGCGGCGGCGGGGCUGGUGUGGCGCGUGGCGGCGCAGAUGGAGCUGCCCGAGGAAGGCGAGGCGGCGGCGGCGGCGGGCGGGCUGAACUGGGGGCGCGUGGUGGCGCUGGUGGUCUUCGCCGGGAACGUGGCGGCGGCGCUGGUGGAGCGCGGCGAGCAGGGCCCGGCCCAGGCCCAGGCCGCCCGGGAGGCCCUCUCUGAGGCGCUGUCCGCCUACCUGGCCGUGGAGAAGCGCGCCUGGAUGGAGGAGCACGGCGGAUGGGACGGCUUCUACCACUUCUUCAACCGGCGUGGCUCCGACGAGACCGACCAGAACAGUACCAUAAGCAACGCCAUCAUGGCCGCGGCCGGCUUCGGCUUGGCCGGCUUGGCCUUCCUCCUGGCCGUGCGAUAAGGCGGCGCCCGCGGAGCUGGACGGACGGCGUGGCUGGACAACAGGCCGGCGAAGAGUCCAUUCUAUAUUUCUAUGAACGGUCGAAGACAGAAGCAUAUUAUAUACAUACACAUAUAUAUUUUUAACCAGUCGGGCCUUGGGGCGAGCACAUUUUACAUCCGGGGACAAACGACGACGACGACAACCAACAACAAUGCAAAUGCCGUUUCAUACAAAAAGUGCUGAGAGUGGACAUCUUCGGGAGCUUGUGCGUGAGGGCUGUGGCUCGGCCGCAGUCCGUUCUGGGAAACUGUUGAUUGUUGGAUGCUAAUGCUAGAUGUUACGGUAGUAGUGCCUCAGUGACGCAGUGUGUGGGUUUCUUCUUAGUGUGUAUGUGACUCCGGGGGGUGUCUUUUGGGGGGUUUGGGGAGGGAGAUGUUGCCUUGUGAAAAAACGUGAGCCAGUAUUAACAAGAAGGAAGAGCUUAAAAGCGGUGGCCCAAAACCUUGAGCCGCUCGAUAUCUAGCUGCGAGGUCCAAAUCGCACAGAAGCAUCACAGCUUACAUGUUUUUGUUAUAUAACGACAUUCAAUCUAAAUUACACUACAACGAAGGAGAAAUGUUGAUACCAAAACAGCCAGGGCUGCAGAACCAGUUCUUUUAACUGAAGUGACUUUUAACGGUUGGAGAAAGAAAAAAACAACAACCCCUUUUGGAAAAGGAGAAUAAUAAUAAUAAUGAUAAUAAAUUGGUAUAUUCGGAAGUCCAUCGGAGGCUGGGCUUUCUGUGGAUUUCCUGCCAGAUCCAGACACUCCAUAUAACUUAAUAUAUUUUUGAAGUAUUUAUCGUUGUAUAAUACUGGGUAGCUGGUUAACAUCUAUUUUGUUAAAUUCCAUUUUUUUAAAGAAAAGGCUCUCAAACUGCUUUCUUGGCUGUAUCUGUCCUUAUACUUAACAGUUCUAGUUUUGGUAUCUCCUAUAUUGUGUAUUGUAAAAAAGGUUUAGUCUUUGGAAGUGUUUGGAUGUCAUUUUCUUUAGCUGGUACAGUUUUAAUAUGUGAAUAAACGUAAUGGGAUAUUUUUAUUUUAAA
This is a messenger RNA of Anolis carolinensis (green anole), 1804 nucleotides long. It is a transcript of the gene bcl2l10, whose product is annotated as BCL2 like 10. The transcript is spliced from 2 exons. The record is from RefSeq and is a predicted model, not a curated record. Bases 30 to 737 code for a protein of 235 amino acids. Lineage: Eukaryota; Metazoa; Chordata; Lepidosauria; Squamata; Anolidae. Gene Ontology annotation, cellular component: mitochondrial outer membrane. Gene Ontology annotation, molecular function: protein heterodimerization activity; protein homodimerization activity. Gene Ontology annotation, biological process: regulation of apoptotic process; intrinsic apoptotic signaling pathway in response to DNA damage; extrinsic apoptotic signaling pathway in absence of ligand.